AUGGAGCUGUCACGAAAUGAAAACAAGCCCGUCUGGGUAUACAUCAUCUUUCGCAAAAAUCACUGCUCAGGUUUUUUUUUAGUUUCUUCCUGCAAUCAAGAGCGUUUUCUCUUAUAAGACUUGUGAAGACACUAGUGCUCUCAGGAAAAUUGCCAAAUAAAGCGAAAGUUGGAAAAAAAAAGGGUUACGGUGCUCAGCCAAUUUUCGAGCUUUUUCUUCUGCUCAGUUCGUGCUUGACGAGCCGGGAAAUGACUUUUUUGUUGACGCUCUUCAAAGGUGAUUACGGUAGUUGACCGAAUCGAGGAGCUUUGGGUGUGUUCUUUGUUAAAUGUUUCUGUCUGGAAAAAAAAUUAGAUUUUCUUGGAUGAGCACGUAAACAUCUUUCGUUGAUCAACUCUUGGAUCAAAUUCUUCCCGAGAACCAUUUACAAAUCAAAGAACAUUUGGAUAAUAGUCACGGGUCAGAAAAAGGAAUUACUAAUAAAAACGUUUUAAGCUUCAUCCUUCAGAACUCUUUAUUAAAAAAACCCUUUGAAAAGCAUUUGAAAAAAACGCUUCAAGAAGUUUCUGAAAAAAACUUUAAACUUUUUUUCGAGAAAAUGAUGUUUUGAUUGAUACUCAAAAAAUGAAUUGGGUAAUCAAAAAGGGAUUCUGGUAAAACUUUGAAAAAAAUUUAACCAAAAAGCAAAAUCAUCUUCCUCGGGAGAAGGUGUUUGUCAUCUACUCGAGAAGCUCAGAAAAGCAUCAUUCAUUAUUCCAGGUCACGAAAAAAUGACAGUAAACAUUAGUUUCGAUGGGCCGGUGUUUUGGAACCGGCAGGUAGCCUACAUCUACUGCUGCUCUUGUCAUUUCGACGAACAUGAAGUAGGUUUUUUCCUUCUUUCAGGAGUCAUUGAAAAUUCAUGGGUUUUUGAAUUAAUCAACGCUGCUGCAACACUGACGAAAAAAACUGAUUUUGGAGUCUGUUCGAAAAAAUGCUCUAAUAGGCAACUUUUUUGAAGAAGAAAAACUCUUUUCGAGUAUUGGAGUAGAUAGUUUUUGUUUCAAGUAGGCUUUCAAGUUUUUUUUUUCCUUUUUUGACUUCAGAAUGGAUUCCGGGAGGGCUUUUCCCAAAUGACUCUAAAAGAGUUUCAAGCUGGCCCCAUUUUUUUUUUUGCUUUGGUUGAGAGGAAAUGCGAACUUCCCGGAACUUCCUCGUCUUUCUUGCGUCAUAGGGUGUACUCCAAAUAAAAAAAGCUUGAAAGUUUUUGCAGAUAUUUCGAAGCAACUCUCACAAUUUUGUCGAGAAUGCAGAGAAAAAAAUUUUGUUUUCUUUCUCGUAAUAUGGAAUGAAUUUUCAGGCACCAUUGAUGGCGAUUCUCGAGAAGUUCGAACAGCGGGUUGAACGUGUUUGUUUGGUAGACAAACCUGUUGAUUAUCCUUUUCUACCUGAUACUCUUUUCUCAUACAUGGCUAGAAAGAUGCCGAAGUUGCAAGUUUGUCAGACCAGAAAAAUAAACUAUGGUGGUUUUAUAUUACAGUUCAUUUAUCUACGAGAGUUGGAUUUGGAAAAAAUCAAUAGAGGGACGGUAGUAGAGCUGGCUAAUCACAAAAACCUUAAAAAGGUGAGUUUAAAUUAUAAUAAUACCUCAGUCUUGUCAAAAACUUUCAUAAAAACUUUCAAGAUUAAGCUUUCAAUUUUUUAUGGAACGCAAAAAUUUCAACGCAAUUUGCGAAAAAUAGUUUUAUCGUCAGGUUUUCACGGUUUCUUUUUUAUUGCAGAACAACUUAGAACAAGCAUUUGGAAUAUAGUUUGAAGUGAUAAUUUUGAGGUUAUUGUCCACUUCUGUCGAAACUACGAAGUCCUUGAAGACUUCCGCAACCUCCCCCAACUGCUGGUUGUGAAAGGAGACAUCGUCGGGCUCAAGGCUAGUUUUGAAAGAAAACAUUGAAAAAGUACUAUAGAUAAUAUGAGGUGUAUUGUAAUCACUAAGGAAGUUCAAAAAUACAAGUUUUGAGAAUGCGCUCGAAAUUGGCUCACAGGGAAGAUUUUCUUAUUGUCUGAAGUUUUCUAGUAAUUUGAGUGAUUGUUAACAAUCUCAAAAACACGUUCCAGCCUAAUUCAGGAAAGUCCUCUAAAUUAUUGACUUAUUCUUUGUUUUCUAUUGAAAAACGCAGCCGGAAUUUUUCAGGCGAUGCUGGGUGAUUUCGACUUUCCUCCACCUUCGUCGACAGGCUCAUCAAACGGAACGGACUCCAGUGGACCAUCUUCCAUCAGAACUUCUUCUUCACCUGUUCCAGUCUCCAAUAGGAGUUAA
Molecule: messenger RNA, 2296 nt
Organism: Caenorhabditis auriculariae
Lineage: Eukaryota; Metazoa; Nematoda; Chromadorea; Rhabditida; Rhabditidae
Source: the annotation of a GenBank genome assembly